Messenger RNA from Acanthosepion pharaonis, 5262 nucleotides. Lineage: Eukaryota; Metazoa; Mollusca; Cephalopoda; Sepiida; Sepiidae. The record is from the annotation of a GenBank genome assembly.
AUGCAAAACGAUAUACAGUCGCUGGGAUUUUUUCCAUGUAGUGCACGAAAAAAAAAUAGGUAUUUUCUGGGAGCAGCAGCAUCAGCAGCAGCAUCGAGUGUGAGUGAGGAGGAGAAAAGCGGCAAUCAUGGCAAUGUGGAUGUCCUCGAUGAGCUUGAGUUGCCAGACCAGCAACCCUGCAUUGAGGCUCAGUCCUUGUCUCUCCACUACCAGGCAAAUUUUGACACCAAUUUUGAGGACAGAAAUGCCUAUGUGUCAGGAGUUGCAAAAUACAAAGAAGAAGCGGCAGUACAUGCUGACCUGAAUCAAUUACUUGUUGAAGGGCAGACCUAUGCUGUCAUGCUGUAUACCUGGAGAUGCUGUUCACGAGCUCUCCCUCAGGUGAAAAGCAAUGAGCAGCCCAACAGAGUUGAGAUUUAUCAGACUAUUGUGGAAGUCUUAGAACCACAUGUGUCUAACUUAAUGAGAUUUAUGUACUUCCAGAAACGGGCUGUUGAACGUUUCUGCCGUGAAGUAAAGGAACUAAAACGAAGUGACUUUGUGUCAGAAGCUUAUCUUCUCACUCUGGGAAAAUUUAUUAACAUGUUUGCUGAAUUGGAUGAACUCAAAAACAUGAAAUCCAGUGUCAAAAAUGAUUAUUCUGCUUACAAAAGAGCUGCUCAAUUCUUAAAAGUUUCUUACGAGGCACAGUCUCAACAAGAAUCUCAAAAUCUUUCCAUGUUUUUGGCUACCCAAAACCGGAUCCGGACGACUCUGAAAAAUGAGCUAAUCAACAUUGAGGGCUAUGAGAAUCUCCUAUCAGAUAUUGUCAACAUCUGCCUAAGCAUGUAUGAAAAUAUGAUGUACUUGACCCCCAAUGAAAAAUAUAUGUUGGUCAAGGUUAUGGCUUUUGGUUUGUUUCUGAUUGAUUCCAAAGACAUCAGUAUAUACAAAAUGGAUGCCAAAAAGAAAAUCAAUAUAGGAAAAAUAGACAGAAUUCUUAAACAAUUAGAAGUUGUUCCCCUGUAUGGGGAUAUGCAAAUAGCCCCCUACAGAUAUAUCCAGAAUGGUACCAAUUUUGACCCCUCAAAAUGGCCGUGCUGUGAAUCCAACCAGCCAAGCCCCCAGUCUGAUUUGCUUAUGAAUCUUGAAGCUGUUCGAGAAGAUCACAUGACUUACAUCAGUCAGCUUGCACGUCACACCAAUGAGGCUAUCACUACAACUAGAGAAAGUCUGCGCACAGAUGCUGAGAACAAAGAACUGAGUGAUUUGGCUUUGAAGGGAUUACGUUUGCUAUCAGCCUGGACCCAGCUGGUGAUGGAAUUGUAUUCUUGGAAGCUACUGCAUCCAACUGAUCCUCACCAGAGUCCAAACUGUCCUCCCGAAGCUGAAGAAUACGAAAGAUCAACCCGUUACAACUAUAGCAGCAAUGAAAAAUUUGCCCUUAUUGAAGUCAUUGCUAUGAUCAAGGGUCUUCAGCUGCUGAUGUCUCGCAUGGAGUCUGUCUUCAUGGAUGCCAUUCGACGACACAUUUUUGCAGAGUUGCAAGACUUUGUACAAGUGCGUCUGAGAGACAUCCUUCGCAAAGCCAUAAAAAAGAAAAGUGAUGUAAUCAAGAUGAUCAUCAUGUCAGUUCGAGACACCUGUGCCGACUGGAUCCGAGGGUUAGAGCCACAAGAUGAUCCUGCCCUUCGAGGAAAGAAGGAUCCUGAAAGUGGAUUUGAGAUAAAAGUGCCCCGCAGAAAUGUAGGACCAUCAAGCACACAGCUGUACAUGGUACGAACCAUGCUGGAAUCACUGAUUGCUGAAAAGAGUGGUGGUAAAAGGACUUUACGCAAAGACAUUGAUUAUCAUCAUCUAAUGAACAUUGAUGGCUUUCAUAAAACAUCUUUCUUCUGGAGUUACUUACUCAAUUUUAAUGAAUCUUUGCAAAGCUGUUGUGAUUUGUCUCAGUUAUGGUAUCGGGAGUUUUUCCUUGAAAUGACCAUGGGAAAACGAAUACAGUUUCCAAUUGAGAUGUCUAUGCCAUGGGUUCUGACAGAUCACAUUUUGGAGACUAAAGAAUCUUCAAUGAUGGAGUAUGUCCUUUACCCACUCGAUUUGUACAAUGAUUGUGCACAUUAUGCAUUGACCAAAUUCAGAAAACAGUUUCUCUAUGAUGAAAUAGAAGCUGAGGUCAAUCUGUGUUUUGAUCAAUUUGUCUACAAACUCACAGACCAAAUUUUUGCGUAUUACAAACACUUAGCAGGAAGUAUUAUGCUAGACAAACGUUUUCGAGCAGAAUGUGCCAGUGUUGGUGCUCGUAUCAAUUUCCCCAUAGCCAACCGCUACACAACUAUACUUAAACAGAGGCAUGUACAGAUCCUUGGCAGAUCUAUUGAUCUGAAUCAUUUAAUUGGACAAAGAAUCAAUGCCUCUUUACAAAAAUCUUUAGAUAUUGCAAUCGCUAGAUUUGAAGCAGGGGACCUUACUGGCUGUGUGGAGCUUGAAGGUCUAAUAGAAUGCAAUCGAUUGGCACACAAACUUUUACGCCAGUACCUAACAAUGAACGAUUUUGAUGCUAUGUUCCGUGAAGCAAACCACAAUGUGUCUGCACCAUACGGCCGUAUCACACUCCAUGUCUUCUGGGAACUCUACUAUGAUUUCUUGCCUAACUAUUGCUACAAUGCAGCAACUAACAGAUUUGUUAAAACUAGAUUACCUUUUGCUCACCAGAAUCCUCGAGAUAAAAUCCCCAACCCAUCCUGCCAUUAUGUAUGGGGUACAAAGGCUCUAAACUCUUCUUAUAGUGCCAUCUUCAAUUUAUAUAGUGGUUUCAUUGGUGCUCCCCAUUUCCGCUCCGUUUGCCGGCUACUGGGCUACCAAGGAAUCGCUGUUGUAAUAGAGGAGUUGUUGAAAAUAGUUCGAAAUCUGUUUCAAAACCGCAUUCUGGUGUCUAAACAUUCAAAUGAAAAAAACAGAGCGACAGAUAAAUUUGUCUCUCUGAAAGGGACCACAAUGGAUUACAUCAAGACUCUGAUGAAAGUCAUGCCAAAUGUUUGCAAACUUUUGCGGUAUGACUAUGGAUCCCCUGGUGUCAUGGCCUAUUAUCAGGCCCAAUUGAAUGACAUGAUUCAAUAUCCAGACUUAAAAACAGAAGUUUUCCAGAGCUUUCGUGAAGUGGGGAAUGCUAUACUGUUCUGUAUGCUUGUAGAACAGUCACUGACCCAGGAAGAAGUUUGUGACUUAAAACAUGCAGCACCAUUCCAGAAUGUUAUUCCAAAACCCUAUGUACAAAUCAAAGAUAAUAUAUUAUUCUUUUCAUCUAUUAUAUUAUUCUAUUUUCUUCAUCUAUUAUAUUAUUAUAUUUUCUUCAUCUAUUAUAUUAUUCUCCUUUCUUCAUCUAUUAGAUUCUUCUUUCUUCAUCUAUUAUAUUAUUCUAUUUUCUUCAUCUAUUAUAUUAUUCUCCUUUCUUCAUCUAUUAUAUUAUUCUCCUUUCUUCAUCUAUUAUAUUAUUCUCCUUUCUUCAUCUAUUAUAUUAUUCUCCUUUUCUUCAUCUAUUAUAUUAUUCUAUUUUCUUCAUCUAUUAUAUUAUUCUCCUUUCUUCAUCUAUUAUAUUAUUCUCCUUUUUCAUCUAUUAUAUUAUUCUAUUUUCUUCAUCUAAAAUCUUAUCUAUUAUAUUAUUCUAUCAUCAAUCAUCUAUUAUAUUAUUCUGUUCAUCUAUUAUAUUAUUCAUUUUCUUCAUCAUUUUCUUCAUCUAUUAUAUUAAUCUAUUUAUUGCAUUUUAUAUUAUAUUAUUCCUUUCUUCAAUUAAUUAUCAAUAUAUUAUUCUCCUUUCUUCAUCUAUUAUAUUAUUCUAUUAUAUUAUUCUUUUCUUUCAUCUAUUAUAUUAUUCUCCUUUCUUCAUCUAUUAUGCAUUUUCUUCAUCUAUUAUAUUAUUCUCCUUUCUUCAUCUAUUAUAUUAUUAUUUUUCUUCAUAUAUUAUAUCUAUUAUAUUAUUCUAUUUUCUUUAUAUAUUAUCUCCUUUCUUCAUCUAUUAUAUUAUUCUAUUUUCUUCAUCUAUUAUAUUAUUUUCUUCAUCUAUUAUAUUAUUCAUCUAUUAUAUUAUUCUUUUCUUCAUCUAUUAUAUUAUUCUCCUUUCUUCAUCUAUUAUAUUAUUCUCUAUUAUAUUAUUCUAUUUUCUUCAUCUAUUAUAUUAUUCUCCUUUCUUCAUCUAUUAUAUUAUUCUAUUUUCUUCAUCUAUUAUAUUAUUCUCCUUUCUUCAUCUAUUAUAUUAUUCUAUUUUCUUCAUCUAUUAUAUUAUUCUCCUUUCUUCAUCUAUUCAUAUAUAUUUAUUAUAUUAUUCUCUAUUUUCUUCAUCUAUUAUAUUUAUUAUUCUAUUUUUCUUCAUCUAUUAUAUUAUUCUAUUUUCAUCUAUUAUAUUAUUCUAUUAUCUAUUAUAUUAUUCAUCUAUUAUAUUAUUCUAUUUUCUUCAUCUAUUAUAUUAUUCUAUUUUCUAUUAUAUUAUUCUAUUUUUUCAUCUAUUAUAUUAUAUUAUUCUCCUUUCUUCAUCUAUUAUAUUAUUCUCCUUUCUUCAUCUAUUAUAUUAUUCUCCUUUCUUCAUCUAUUAUAUUAUUCUCCUUUCUUCAUCUAUUAUAUUAUUCUCCUUUCUUCAUCUAUUAUAUUAUUCUCCUUUCUUCAUCUAUUAUAUUAUUCUCCUUUCUUCAUCUAUUAUAUUAUUCUCCUUUCUUCAUCUAUUAUAUUAUUCUAUUUUCUUCAUCUAUUAUUAUUAUUCUUCAUCUAUUAUAUUUUUCUUCAUCUAUUAUAUUAUUCUAUUUUCUUCAUCUAUUAUAUUAUUCUAUUUUCUUCAUCUAUUAUAUUAUUCUAUUUUCUAUUUUUCAUCUAUUAUAUUAUUCUAUUUUCUUCAUCUAUUAUAUUAUUCUCCUUUCUUCAUUAUUAUAUUAUUCUAUUUUCUUCAUCUAUUAUAUUAUUCCCUUUCUUUCUUCAUCUAUUAUAUUAUUAUAUUAUUCUUCAUCUAUUAUAUUAUUCUCCUUUCUUCAUCUAUUAUAUUAUUCUCCUUUCUUUAUCUAUUAUAUUAUUCUCCUUUCUUCAUCUAUUAUAUUAUUCUAUUUUCUUCAUCUAUUAUUAUUUAUUUUCUUCAUCUAUUAUAUUAUUCUAUUUUCUUCAUCUAUUAUAUUAUUCAUUUUCUUCAUCUAUUAUAAUCCCCCUUUCUUAUAUUAUUCUAUUUUCUUCCUUUCUUCAUCUAUUAAUUAUUCUCCUUUCUUCAAAUAUUAUUCUAAAAAUUAUUCUCCUUUCUUCAUCUAA